Arabidopsis lyrata subsp. lyrata is the source of this 1648-nucleotide messenger RNA. Its product is annotated as polyubiquitin. Gene Ontology annotation, cellular component: cytoplasm; nucleus. The transcript has 2 exons. Lineage: Eukaryota; Viridiplantae; Streptophyta; Magnoliopsida; Brassicales; Brassicaceae. The record is from RefSeq and is a predicted model, not a curated record. Gene Ontology annotation, biological process: modification-dependent protein catabolic process; protein ubiquitination. Bases 16 to 1485 code for a protein of 489 amino acids. Gene Ontology annotation, molecular function: ubiquitin protein ligase binding; protein tag activity.
UUCUCUUGUAUAUAAAUGAAUACCCAAAGACCUCAUCUUCUUCACAAUUCAGAUUCCAAAUUUCUCAAACAAUCUAAAAUCAUUCUCUCAAAUCUCUCAACCGUGAUCAAGAUGCAGAUCUUUGUUAAGACACUCACCGGAAAGACUAUCACCCUCGAGGUGGAAAGCUCUGACACCAUCGACAACGUUAAGGCCAAGAUCCAGGACAAGGAAGGCAUUCCUCCGGAUCAGCAAAGGCUUAUUUUCGCCGGAAAACAGCUAGAAGAUGGCCGCACGUUGGCUGAUUACAAUAUCCAGAAGGAAUCCACCCUCCACUUGGUUCUCAGGCUCCGUGGUGGUAUGCAGAUUUUCGUCAAGACCCUAACGGGAAAAACUAUUACUCUUGAAGUGGAGAGUUCUGACACCAUCGACAACGUGAAGGCCAAGAUCCAAGAUAAGGAGGGUAUUCCUCCGGAUCAGCAGAGGUUGAUCUUCGCCGGAAAGCAGUUGGAGGAUGGCAGAACCCUUGCUGACUACAACAUCCAGAAGGAGUCGACCCUUCAUCUUGUUCUCAGGCUCCGUGGUGGUAUGCAAAUCUUCGUCAAGACGUUGACUGGAAAGACUAUCACUUUGGAGGUGGAGAGCUCUGACACCAUCGACAAUGUCAAAGCCAAGAUCCAGGACAAAGAGGGUAUUCCUCCGGACCAGCAGAGGUUGAUCUUCGCCGGAAAGCAACUUGAAGACGGCAGAACUUUGGCUGACUACAACAUUCAGAAGGAGUCUACCCUUCAUUUGGUGUUACGUCUGCGUGGAGGUAUGCAGAUUUUUGUGAAGACUCUCACCGGAAAGACCAUCACCUUGGAGGUGGAGAGUUCAGACACUAUUGACAACGUGAAGGCCAAGAUCCAGGAUAAGGAAGGUAUCCCUCCGGACCAGCAGAGGUUGAUCUUCGCCGGAAAACAGUUGGAGGAUGGUCGUACCUUGGCGGAUUACAACAUCCAGAAGGAGUCGACCCUUCACUUGGUGUUGCGUCUCCGUGGAGGUAUGCAGAUCUUCGUCAAGACUUUGACUGGCAAGACGAUCACUCUUGAAGUCGAGAGCUCUGACACCAUUGACAACGUGAAGGCCAAGAUCCAGGACAAGGAAGGCAUUCCUCCGGACCAGCAGCGUCUCAUCUUCGCUGGAAAACAGCUUGAGGAUGGGCGUACUUUGGCGGACUACAACAUCCAGAAGGAGUCUACUCUUCACUUGGUGCUAAGGCUUCGUGGUGGUAUGCAGAUUUUCGUGAAGACUCUGACCGGGAAGACCAUUACCCUCGAGGUAGAGAGCUCUGACACCAUUGACAACGUGAAGGCCAAGAUCCAGGACAAGGAAGGUAUCCCUCCGGACCAGCAGCGUCUCAUCUUCGCUGGAAAACAGCUUGAGGAUGGUCGCACCUUGGCUGACUACAAUAUCCAAAAGGAGUCUACUCUUCACUUGGUGCUCCGUCUCCGUGGUGGUUUCUAAAUCUCGUCUCUGUUAUGGUUAAAGAAGUUCAUGUCUCGUUUCUUUUAAAAAAUUUGGUGGUUUGUGUUUUGGGGCCUUGUAAAGCUCCUGAUAAAUAAUUGAUGAACUCUGUUUCCGUUCCUGUUAUCCCUUUCUUUCUAAUGACAAAUCGAACUUCUUCCUA